AGGAUUUUUAACCAAAAACCAUUUCAAAACUGGGUAUCCUCCACAAGCCCCUGUAGUUUCACUGGUGUUACAUGCAAGGGAUCAAGGGUCUCUUCUGUAGAUCUCACAAACACUAUGCUCAGCGUAGAUUUCGGCCUGGUUUCUUCUUACUUGCUCGGUCUUGAAAACUUGGAGAGUCUGGUGUUGAAGAACACCAGUCUCAGUGGAAAUAAUAUUCCAGAAUUGAUGAGUUUCAAAGUUUUGUCAUAUUUGGACCUUUCUGCCAACAAUUUUUCUGGAAAUUUUCCUUCGUUUCGAGACUGCUCUAGUUUAAAACAUCUUGAUUUAUCAUCCAACAAGUUUAGUGGUAAUAUUGGUGCCUCGCUUUCUUCGUGCUCCAACCUCGGUUUCCUCGAUCUCUCCAACAAUAAAUUCUCUGGUGAGUUGCCUGUUGAAACCUUACUGAAUAUGACUAGCUUGAAGACACUGGUUUUAUCAUUCAAUAAUUUUGUUGGUGGCUUAUCUCAGUCAUUUUCUAGCUUGGUAAACUUAGAGACCUUAGAUUUGAGUUCUAAUAACAUUUCUGGUUUGAUUCCAUCCGGGAUGUGUAAAGACCCUAAGAACACCUUGAAAGUGUUGUACCUUCAGAACAACCUGUUUACUGGUCCAAUACCUGAGAGACUAAGCAACUGUUCCCAAUUGGAAUCUCUUGAUCUUAGCUUUAAUUAUCUUAAUGGUAAGAUACCAUCUAGUCUCGGGUCCUUGUUGAAGCUCAAGGAUUUGAUGAUUUGGUUGAACCGGCUCGAGGGGGAAAUCCCAGGGGAGCUAAUGCACUUGCAGUACUUGGAAACUCUGAUUCUUGAUUUCAAUGACUUGUCAGGCUCAAUCCCUGAAACCCUCAGCAACUGCACUAAUCUGAAAUGGAUUUCGCUGUCAAAUAAUUUCUUGAGUGGUGCUAUUCCAGCUUCAUUCGGGCGUUUGUCUAAUCUCGCCAUUCUGAAGCUGGGAAACAACUCCAUCUCGGGGAACAUCCCAGCCGAGUUGGGGAAUUGCAGCAGUUUGUUAUGGUUGGAUCUGAACACCAAUUUCUUGAACGGGCCUAUUCCGCCAUAUCUGUUCAAACAAUCUGGCAAUAUUGCAUUGCCAUUGCUUUCUGUGAAGCAUUUUCUGUACAUUUGGAACGAUACAAGUGAGCAGUGCCACACCACAGGAAAUUUGCUCGAAUUCGGGGGGAUUACUGAGGAUCGCCUCGACAGAAUUUCAGCUAGGCAACCCUGCAGAUUUACAGUCUACAAGGACAUUAUUUCCCAACCAUCAUUUUCCCACAAUGGAUCCAUGGUUUUCCUUGACCUUUCAUACAAUAUGUUGGAAGGCAAUAUCCCUAAGGAAUUAGGCUCCUUGUACUAUCUCUUAGUUCUGAAUCUGGGGCAUAAUCAUCUCUCUGGUCUAAUCCCUCAAGAACUUGGAGGCUUGAAGAAUGCUCGACUUCUUUAUCUGUCACACAACCGGCUCAAUGGCACAAUCCCGCAAACAUUAACCAGCCUCACAUUACUCGGGUACAUUGAUCUGUCGAAUAACCUUCUUGUUGGAACGAUACCUCAUUCAGACCUUUUCGACACAUAUUCUAGAGAAUUUUUUGCCAAUAACUCUGGCCUUUUUGACUACAUUCAUCCUGAGUAUGGCCUAGAAUCAAAUUCAAGUUCAAAUUCAAGUUAUAAGCCUGGUGGAUCAGAGAAAAAUUAUUACAUCAUUAUACCUUGUGCUGGAAUUGCAGUAGUUAUUGGAUUAGUAAUUCUGUUGCUGGUGUUGAGAUGUGGAGGGGAAAGGAGAGUGGAAAGUGAUGGAGAAGAAUGGAGUAUGAUUUCAUUUCAAAGGUUGGAGUUCAAUAAAUGGGAUAUUUUGGGUGGUUUGAAAGAUGAAAAUUUGAUUGGAAAUGGAGGGUCUGGAAAAGUAUAUAGAGUUAUAACCAGGAAAGACCAGAGAGUUGCUGUUAAAAGUAUAUGGCAUGAACAAAAGCAAGGGCAGGGAUUAAUGGAGAAACAAUUCCUAGCAGAGGUUAAGAUCCUUGGGGGAAUCAGGCACAACAACAUAGUGAAGUUGUUAUGUUGUGUAAGAGGAAAGACUACUAAGGUUCUUGUGUAUGAAUACAUGGAGAAACAAUGUGUUCAUAAAUGGUUGCAUGGAAAGAAGAGACGCUUAACUACUCAAGUCUUGCAGUGGGAGACAAGGCUAAAAAUUGCUAUUGGAGCUGCACAAGGGCUUUGCUAUAUGCAUCACGGAUGCAAUCCACCCAUUGUUCAUCGAGAUAUCAAGUCCAGUAACAUACUUGUGGACUCCGACUUCAAUGCCAAGAUUGCAGACUUCGGACUAGCAAAGAUGCUGGCGAGUCAAGGAGAUCCAGAAACAGUUUCUGCUGUUGUGGGAACUUUUGGUUACAUUGCCCCUGAAUAUGGCAGCACAAGAAAAGUGAAUGUGAAGAGCGACGUCUACAGCUAUGGUGUAGUGCUCUUGGAAUUGACAACGGGAAGAGAAGCCGUGACUGUAAAUGCGGACAUGAACCUAGCACAAUGGGCACACAAACACCAAAGAAAAGGAAACUCAGCUGUAGAUGCCCUCGAUGAGGAGAUCAAGGAUCCACAACAUUUGAAGGCGGCAACCACCGUUUUCAAAUUAGGCCUUGCUUGUACUUUGAGUUCCCCUUUAAACAGGCCAUCCAUGAAAGAUAUUUUAAAGAUCCUUCAAAGAUGUCACAAGAAGAACCAUUUGUCUUCAAAAGAGGCUAUAGACAGUUGUAGCCUGUUUAAUGUGAGUAUCGUACCCAUGGACCAAUUUGGUGACAAAAAUUAGGCAAAUCCUUGUCAAGAAUGGCAUUUAUUCACCAGGCUGAAAUGGCAUGUUUGUUUCCUCUGCAAUUAUGUGUGUGUGUGGAUGUAAAUGAUUUUAUCUUACCAACAUUCUCAUUGUCAUAUCUCAUGUUAAGCUUAAUCUUGUCAAACAUAAAUAGA
Messenger RNA from Ipomoea triloba (trilobed morning glory), 2984 nucleotides. Its product is annotated as systemin receptor SR160-like. Gene Ontology annotation, biological process: protein phosphorylation; hormone-mediated signaling pathway. Bases 115 to 2826 code for a protein of 903 amino acids. Gene Ontology annotation, cellular component: plasma membrane. The transcript is spliced from 2 exons. Lineage: Eukaryota; Viridiplantae; Streptophyta; Magnoliopsida; Solanales; Convolvulaceae. The record is from RefSeq and is a predicted model, not a curated record. Gene Ontology annotation, molecular function: protein kinase activity; protein binding; ATP binding.